This is a messenger RNA of Macadamia integrifolia, 1861 nucleotides long. Its product is annotated as organic cation/carnitine transporter 3-like. Gene Ontology annotation, cellular component: membrane. NCBI's taxonomy places the organism in Eukaryota, Viridiplantae, Streptophyta, Magnoliopsida, Proteales, Proteaceae. The record is from RefSeq and is a predicted model, not a curated record. Bases 83 to 1675 code for a protein of 530 amino acids. Gene Ontology annotation, molecular function: transmembrane transporter activity. Gene Ontology annotation, biological process: transmembrane transport. The transcript has a single exon.
UCUAUAUAAAUACCCCUCUUCUUCACGAGUCUUCUCCACUGAUCCAUUUCCAUGUGUCUCUGACCUCUUAGAUAGCCUGAAAAUGACUGAUUCAUCAUUACCUCGAUCAAACUCGUCCGAGUCCGAAGCUCCUCUACUAGCGAAGCACCUCCCUUCCUUAGACUCUACCCUCGAACGGUGUAUAGGAACCCUCGGUUGGGCCCAAUUCCUUCAAGCCAUCCUCGUCUCCUUCGCUUGGCUCUUCGAUGCUCAACAAACCUUCAUCAGUAUCUUCACCGACGUCGAUCCCACCUGGCACUGCACUCGCUCCGACGACGAGUUAUGCAACUCGGCCCCCAACCCUUGCGGAUUACCCAGAAGCUCAUGGUCCUGGGACAACCCAUUACGAUCCUCAAUCGUAUCAGAGUGGAACCUCGCAUGCUCCGGACCAAUCAUAGCCGGCCUCCCAGGAUCUUCCUUCUUCAUUGGUUGUCUCGCGGGUGGACUCGUUCUCGCCACACUCGCCGACUCGUCACUUGGUCGCAAGAACAUGCUAGUCCUCUCAUGUAUGAUCAUGUCCGUAGCAGCCGCUUCCACUGUGUUUUCCCCCAACGUCUGGGUCUACUCGUUCUUCCGAUUCGUCAGCGGGUUCGGCCGCGCAACGAUAGGCACCGCCGCCCUUGUUCUAUCCUCAGAGCUAGUCGGAAAAAGAUGGCGAGGCCAAGUGGGUAUCAUCGGAUUCUUCUACUUCACAAUCGGCUUCUUAUCUUUACCAGCCAUAGCCUACCUAACCAACGGCUCAUCAUGGAGAAUCCUCUACCUCUGGACCUCGAUUCCGUCCAUCUGUUACUGUGUAUUAAUCCAUUUCCUACUCCACGAAUCACCGAGGUGGCUUUUAGUACGAGGAAGGAAAGAAGAAGCCAUCCAGACACUGAGAAGCAUCGGAUCAAGAACAGAAAGCAGCAUAACCUACAGCUUCUCAAGAUUACCAAUCGGAGACGAUGACACGUGUAAUAACAACAACGUGGAUCUAUUCUCGGCCAUGAAGAUCUUAUUAGGGAAGAGCUGGUCACGUCGACGGUUAUCGGCAGUUAUGACAGUUGGGUUUGGGAUCGGAAUGGUUUACUAUGGGAUGCCAUUAGGGGUUGGUAACUUAGCCUUUAACCUCUACUUAAGCGUGACGUUUAACGCAUUAUCAGAACUACCAUCAUCGUUGAUCACGUUUUUCUUGAUAGGGAAACUGAAUAGGAGAAGCUCGUUGUUAAUAUUCACGAUGGUAAGUGGGAUUUGUAGUGUAACGUGUGUGGUGAUAGGGAGUUCAUGGAAGGAGUUGCAGAUAGGGUUAGAAUUGGUAUCUUUCUUUAGUGCUUGUACGGCUUUUAAUGUGGUGAUGAUAUAUACGUUGGAGUUGUUUCCGACGAGUGUGAGGAACUCGGCGUUAUCGAUAGUGAGACAAGCUUUGGUGUUUGGUGGUGUUUUUAGUCCAGUAUUGGUGGCUGUGGGGAGGAAGAUGAAGGAUGAGUUUUUGUCUUAUGGGGUGUUUGGGUUAGUGAUAGGGUGUUGUGGAUUGUUUGUGGCUUUCUUGCCGGAGACAAAAGGUGGGACACUAUGUGACACCAUGGAUGAACAAGAGUACAAGGAAACUCUUGCAGCUAGUGACGGUGGAUCUCUGUCAGCAUGGGGUCAACUCUGCUAAGUUUAGUGGAUCCCAUCUCUCUCUCUCUCUCUCUCUCUCUCUCUCUCUCAAAUUUUCUGAGAUGUCUUUUUAUUAUAUUUAAGAGAUCAAUUGUAUAUUAAAUCUCAAAAGAAAAACCACAAGUUGAUUGUGAAUCUAGACUGCUUGAACGAGUAUUGUAUAUUUGUAUUGACAAUAGUGAGGGCA